Molecule: messenger RNA, 1650 nt
Organism: Triticum turgidum subsp. durum (durum wheat)
Lineage: Eukaryota; Viridiplantae; Streptophyta; Magnoliopsida; Poales; Poaceae
Source: the annotation of a GenBank genome assembly
AUGGCGCGCUCGCGCGCGCGCUGCAACGUCUGCGCCGCCCCCAUCACCAACGUCAUCCGGGUACCCGCGACGGCCCUAGGUUUUCGAUUCCGCGAUCAAUGCCAUUACCGCUGCCGCCGCCGCCGCCGCCGCGCUUGGCAGUUUUCGGCUCUGUUGUCCCUGACCGUUUUGUUUGUUCCAACGGCCACGCAGGAGUACAAUGUUCGGGUCGAUACCACCGCGGGGAAGGCCCUUUCCAUAGCCAAAUUCAACACCGGCGUGCCGCCCUUCUCCAAGAUGAAGGGUGCGGGGAACAAGUGGUCUCUUCGUAAGGAUGGCCUGACGCAAGGCCGGCAGCUUACUGCCGAUAUGCGGGAGAAGUACUACAACAGAAAGCCAUGGAUAUUGGAAGAUGACACAGGUGAACAUCAGUACCAAAGUCAACUUGAGGCAUCACAAUCUGCAACUGCUACAUACUAUCUGCUGAUUAGGCGUGGCAAGGAGUUCGAUGCUGUUCCUGUUGGUUCAUGGUAUAACUUCAGUAAAAUUGCACAGUACAAACAACUGACUUUGGAAGAAGCUGAAGAGAAGAUGAAUAAAAGGAGAAGCAGUGCAACUGGGUAUGAACGAUGGAUGAUGAAGACAGCUACACAUGGAGCCGCCGCCUUUGGUUCGGAUCUGAAGGAUCUUGGUGAUGCAAAGGGCAAGGCGGCAGAUGGGGUCCAAUCCAAGAAAGAAAGUAGCAAUGAGGAUGGGAAUCACUCUGAUAAAGGCGAGGAGGACGAAGAAGAGGGAGUUGCAAAGAAAGCUGUGCGUGGGCUUUCUACGAGGGGUGUGGAUGAUGAAGAGGAUGGCGGAAAAGAAGACUUUGAUUUGGAGGAUGAGAUUGAGAUAGGUGAUGAUUGGGAGCAUGAAGAGACCUUCACUGAUGAUGAUGAGGCUCUGGAUAUUGACCCAGAGGAAAGACCUGAUGUAGCUGAUACUGAAAACCCUACUGGACCAGAUAUUAAGCAGGAUGAUGAUGAGAAUGAGCAAGGAGCUGGUGGUAACCUGAGCAAGUCCGGUAAGGAACUAAAAAAGCUGCUCCGCCGUGCUGAUGGACAAAAUGAGUCCGAUGACGAAGACGAUGGAGACACUGAUGUAGUGACCAGAACUUUUAAAACUUGUGAAGACGAGUCACCAUUGUCAGUACUUGCUCCAAAACUGGAACAUCAAUUCGGAAGUGAGCAACAGGAAAAUAACACUGCUAAACUAACAGCAACAGAACUUGCUGUUAGCACUCCACCUGCACCCAGGUCCAAUCAAAAAAGGAAAUCCGGAGGUGAUGGUGCAAAAACUUCGAAUCGUGCAGCGGUAAAAAAGCCGAAGGCAGAACCUGAGGCAAAAACAUUAGGUGUCAAGAAGGAGCCACCCUCUUCCGUGGAACCUAUUUCAAAAGCAUCUGCUUCAGCAGGGAGUGACACAGAUACAUCUGCAAUUACAGAGGAGGAAAUCAUAAGAGUACUUCGUGCAAUUGCUCCUGUCAGAUCACAAGAUUUUGUACCCAGGUUUAAGGCCAGAAUAAGAACUCCAGAGGACAAGAAACAUUUUCAUGACAUUGUGAUGAAAUAUGCGUACUCGCACAAGACCAACGGCGUCAGCUAUCUUCACCUUCGAAAGGAGUACGAAUGA